AUGCGUCGUUCACUGAUCGCCUUGUUUUCCCUGUCGGUCGCGGUUUGUUUACGGUCGUCGGUCGGGGCCAAAGUGCUAACCUGCACGAGGUGGCACCGUAAUCAAACGUGCUUCAUCGAGGGAGCAUCGGUCAGCGACGAGUCGGGAGAACAUUCCGUCAGCGUCCCGGCGCAAACGCUGCACGUCGCCAUCGAGGGGAGCGAGAUUCUGCACUUCUCUCCCGGCCUGUUCGAUGGCCUCGUCGGCACCGCGUUCCUGACACUAAAAAACGGCUUUAUUCCCGCCGUAACGUUCCGAUCGGACGGGCUGAACUCUCUGCGCAUCGACCAUACGGAGCUGCGCGAAUUUACGGUCCGCCCGGUCGAGAAUCGCAACCUCAAUACGCUGAUCAUCAGCGGCAAUCCGUUGCGGGCACUUUCGCCCACCAUCCGCCACCUAACGGGCCUCUCGAUU
Molecule: messenger RNA, 453 nt
Organism: Anopheles cruzii
Lineage: Eukaryota; Metazoa; Arthropoda; Insecta; Diptera; Culicidae
Exons: 2
Source: RefSeq, a predicted model, not a curated record